Ruditapes philippinarum (Manila clam) is the source of this 1241-nucleotide messenger RNA. RefSeq lists its product as uncharacterized. The transcript has 5 exons. The coding region runs from base 159 to 1241 and encodes 360 amino acids. Lineage: Eukaryota; Metazoa; Mollusca; Bivalvia; Venerida; Veneridae. The record is from RefSeq and is a predicted model, not a curated record.
UGUAAAAUGUUAUAUUUAUCCCGUAUAUGUAAAUAGAUAUAUUGCUAUUAUUUCAUACUAAUAUUUUUCAAUAACGAUACUUCCUUUUCCAAUCUAAAAUUACAUUUUAUGUUAAAGUGAGAUUUAUAAAGGGAACGUGGAUUAUUUAAAUCUUAAAGAUGUCGAUUUAUUUUAAAAGUGUUGUCUUUGUUAUCGUUUUCACUAAUUUUAAAGUAACUGGUGUGGAUUUUACUAUUAGCAGGGAGAGAGUUUUACUAGGCAGCACAGGAACAUUAACUAUGACAUGCGAUGUCUCUGAAACAGAUGUUGAUACUGUCUACCUCAUACAGAUAAGACGAAUUAAAUCAACAACAAGUUCUGGAUCAGAUCCUAAUGAUUGGCAAACAUUAGCAUUAAUGCAGCUAAAAGACAAUGAAAGUCCUACAUUAGCACCAGAAAUAACAGCAAUAGCUGAUACUAAAGAUUAUGUUGCUGGAGGAUUAUGGGAUUCUGACACACCUGCUAACACGUUUCUUACAUUGUCUUUGAACAUGGAGAAGCUAGUCUGUGAUGAAGCUAGGACUUAUAAAUGUUUUUUCUCAUAUAAAAGCACCACAUCUGGAACUAUUGCUAGUGUUGAAAGGAAUGCCACUUUCUCAGCAUAUGUAAAACCUCAAGUGACAUCAUUAGUUGUAAGGAAGAAUGGUUUUAUAGUAGAAGGAAUGUCACCAUCUAACAUGGCCACUGCUGAGGUAGGAGAUGAGUUGGAACUUACAUGUACUGCUAAUAUAGGAAGCUUACCAACUACAGAUAUUCGAUGGCAUAGAACAUCGGAAACAUCUUCAAGCAAUGACUUUAUUGGUUAUCAACCACCUCAAGGUACAUAUGAUGAGGGCACCGCAGCAAGUGACAAUCAGUGUGGAUAUACACGAGUAGCUAAAAUCAGAUACAACGUAACAGCGGCUGAUGCCAAUAGAGAUAACAAUCUGGCAUUCGAGUGUUAUGUUACAGUUAGUGGAGAUCCAUAUGGGAACUCGUAUACCUCCGAAAACAAUCCGAGAUUUUAUACUGAUGUCACUAAACCAGGUGAUGGAAUGACAACCAAUACUAUGAUUACAACAGAUAAAAACGAGGAAUGCUUGACAGCGGGAGUUAUUGCUGCAAUUGUGAUUGCCUCUUUUACGGUCGGUGUUUUAGUCGGGGUGGCGUUAACAUGGCUGAAUCUAAGUAGGAAUCAAAUAAUGAAAGGUAUUUUAAAUUAA